GAAAGAUGACUUCUUGCCGAAGAAGAUCUGCGAGCGGUGCGUGACGCGGCUGGAACAGCUCUACGAGUGGAGGCAGAGCUGUCUGAACACCGACUCGGUGCUACGGAACUACGCGGAGUCCAUGAGGAUCGUCACCUCGACUAUUAACUUUCAGGAUGGAACGGUCAACAUGGAUAAAAUGACUGAAGCACAAAAAACCGCCUAUCUCGAAGCUCAUGUUGCUGUUCAACAACAUAUGGCUCAAGCUGCUGCUGCUGCUCGUCGUGAACAACAACAGCAGCAGCAGCAGCAACAACAACAACAGCAGCAACAACAGCAGCAACAACAGCAGCAACAACAACAGCAGCAACAACAGCAGCAGCAGCAACAGCAGCAACAACAACAGCAGCAGCAACAACAGCAGCAGCAACACCAACAACACCAACAGCAGCAACAACAAGCUAAUAAUUCGAAUAAUGCCAGGCAUCACCAAGAAAUGCAGCAAGCGCAAAAUGCGAGCACACAUCCUGGCCAUCCCUCACCACCAACAGUAAGCUCCACUCAACACCAUUACACUACAAUUAAUUCACCAAUUAAAGUCCCACAAGUGAGCUCCAGUACUGGAGGACCAGAUUCAACGUUUACCGUACCAGAUGAUGUCGGAAUGGGAUUUGAAGGAGGAGUUCGUGUUUUACAAAGCCUCGGCAACUGGUCGCCAGAGGUAACAAAUACUAUACCAAGACCUAAUUUAAUACCAUUUACGGAACCAUAUACAGAAGGAGGAUCUAUGCAUCCCGGAACUCGUUUAAAAGCGUUACAAGGUACCGCAGUGGUCAGAAAACACCCAGCAAUUAAACCGACUAGUUCGACUAAUGAAGGAAGCAAAGCUUUUGAAUGUACAGUUUGCGGCAAAGGAUUAGCUCGUAAGGAUAAAUUAACAAUUCACAUGAGAAUACAUACAGGUGAAAAACCAUACGUAUGUGAAGUAUGUAAUAAAGCAUUUGCACGAAGAGAUAAAUUAGUACUUCAUAUGAACAAACUAAAACACAUCACACCGUCCAAUAUAGCACCUCUAGGUAAAAGAAGCAUUACAAUACCACCACUUAAGUUAGAUGAUGUUAAACCACAAUUGACAAAACAAGAAGAUACUAAACCGAGUCAAGCAGAAAUUGCUGCUGCUGCAGUGGCUCAGCAACAGCAACAACAACAACAACAACAGCAGCAGCAACAACAACAGCAACAACAACAACAGCAGCAACAACAACAGCAACAACAACAGCAACAGCAGCAGCAACAACAACAACAGCAUUCACAUCAGCAGCCGAUUCAGGUCUGCCAGGUACCUGGACACAACUUUACGAACACAAACUUGGUUCAUACGAGUGCAACGACUGCAGCUGUAGCAGCGGCUACAGCCGGCAUGGUGGUGUCGUGGUCUUGUGAGCUUUGUGGUCGCUUGUUCGCCUCGAGAGAGGAAUGGACUGCUCAUGCUAAGUCACAUCUACCUGAUAAUAAGCUCUUGCAAGAUAAGAUGCAGACCCAACAUCAGCAACAAGACAAAGUUCACUUAACAAAUCAAGAGAAGCUUCAAUUGCUGCACCACCACAAUCAGAACCAGCAAAUAUUGAACGGCCACGGUAUAGCCACUGCCUCCGUGUCCACGGCAACGGUUGUCAACGAGGGCAGUGGAAGCGGCGCGUACUUCACGCACGGCCACACACACUACGCGCCUGAACGACAACACACACACGCUCACCACUUGUGUCUCAUGUGCCGGCAAGAGUUCGCAGGCAAAGCCGAAUUCAUGUUCCACGUGCGAGGACAUUUCGAAGGUAAAGUGAGUGACAUCGCGGCGGCCGACGUGCUGGCCAGGUCUCUAGUGGACAAUUCGGGACUGUGCACCUGAAACGGGUCCACGCCAUUUCCAACAGACGUUUACGGGAAGGGCGUGGUACAAGAUGACACGAUAAUGCUGAAGUUUUAAAAUAUUUCAACUCUGAACGUGUAUUUAGUUGUAAGUUAGGCGUAAGACAAUAUGUCCAGAAAUUUUUCGAUGGUGUUUUAUUUAAAUUGAUCUUGCUAUAGAAGGUAGAAACUGAGAAUGUUGCUUAUUACGAAUUGUCCAAAAUUUUAUUAGAUAAUAUAACGAUAAUUUCAGCACUCAUAUUUGUAUGUUUAAAUUACAAUAAAAAUAAGACUAAAAUGUAAGGGACUUUGUAUCCUGUGCCUGCAGUAACCCUUAUUUUGUUUAUUAUUUCUAAAACAAACUGGCCAUAACUGUAUAACUAUUAAGAUUAAUAUUUAUCCCAUAUGUACAUUGUACAUAUCGUUAUUGUCUUUCAUUUUAAUUAUUUUGUAAAUAUUAAACACGGUGGGAUAAUAAAUAUGGUAAACAAUGAUUGGCAAGGGAUAAUUAAUUGUUCACAACUUACGUAGAGAUAAUUGUGCAUAAAGUGUCACUUAUUAUAUUAAUUAUAACUAAUCGAAGUAAAUGUUCCUGUGAAGAUAGUUGAUUAGAGCUGCAACAUUGUACCUACAACUUAAGAUCAGACAUUUUUGAAAAAAUGUCCACUUUUA
This is a messenger RNA of Colias croceus (clouded yellow), 2556 nucleotides long. RefSeq names its product alpha-protein kinase 1. Lineage: Eukaryota; Metazoa; Arthropoda; Insecta; Lepidoptera; Pieridae. Bases 122 to 1885 code for a protein of 587 amino acids. The transcript is spliced from 9 exons. Gene Ontology annotation, biological process: regulation of transcription by RNA polymerase II. Gene Ontology annotation, molecular function: DNA-binding transcription factor activity, RNA polymerase II-specific; RNA polymerase II transcription regulatory region sequence-specific DNA binding. Gene Ontology annotation, cellular component: nucleus. The record is from RefSeq and is a predicted model, not a curated record.